Messenger RNA from Parastagonospora nodorum SN15, 1395 nucleotides. RefSeq lists its product as hypothetical. Gene Ontology annotation, cellular component: membrane. Gene Ontology annotation, biological process: monoatomic cation transport; transmembrane transport. The record is from RefSeq and is a predicted model, not a curated record. Lineage: Eukaryota; Fungi; Ascomycota; Dothideomycetes; Pleosporales; Phaeosphaeriaceae. The coding region runs from base 1 to 1395 and encodes 464 amino acids. Gene Ontology annotation, molecular function: monoatomic cation transmembrane transporter activity. The transcript is spliced from 2 exons.
AUGGCUUCCGAACCCGAUCUACAUCGCGCGAUUUCCUUGAAACCCAGCCCGUUUCACACACACCCUCCCCGCGUAACACACGCAUCGAGCUCCAGCCAGCAUCACGGGCACACCUCAGCAGCCUCGGAAAAAGCAGCUGGCGCCAACAGCACCGCCGUCGAAACCACCCGCGCAGCCAGCGCCCACGACCCCAUUGCCCAUCGCAAUGUCUCCCACCGCGCCAGCCAGGAUGGCAACGACCUCGAGAGCGCCUCGCCACCUGAAUACAACGAUCCCUACCACCUCUCCGCCGCCAUCAAGCCCGAGAGCGAAAUGGCCCUGAUCCGCGCCAACACGUCGCGCAAGCGCGACGGCUGCGGACCCAUCUCACUGAACCGCAAGGCGCGGAAUGCGCGCAAACUCGAGGAGUUCUACGAGGCGCAGAACGAGAACAUUGAGCGCUUGCUGAAGCCUGUAGACGACCACCGGCGCGCGGCCAAGGAAGAGGGCGACGCGAACCACCUCAAGUACAAGAUUGCCGUCGUGGGCUCUUUCGCCGCCAACAUCAUCCUCGCGAUACUGCAGCUGUAUGCGGCGAUUAGUUCCAAGUCGCUGUCGCUGUUUACGACCAUGGCCGACUCGCUCUUCGACCCCCUGUCCAACCUCACGCUCAUCAUGUGCCAUCGCGCCGUGGCCAAGGUGGAUGCAAGGAAAUUCCCCAGCGGCAAGGCGCGCAUUGAAACUGUCAAUGGGAAUCUGUGUUUCUGCGCGCUGAUGAUCACGGUCAGCGUCGUCAUCAUCGUGGAAUCCAUCCGUGAAAUCGCAGAGCACACGGGCCCAAACGUCAACGGCUUCUUCCUGCCAUCCGUCAUCGCAGUCGCCAUCGCGUUCGCCACGAAAUUCGGCUUGUUCCUGUACUGCUGGGCGCUCCGCAACAAGUACAGCCAGGUGCGCAUUCUAUGGGAAGAUCACCGCAAUGACCUGUCCAUCAACGGCUUCGGCGUGUUGACGAGCGUGGGCGGGAGUAAGCUGGUGUGGUGGCUGGAUCCAAUGGGCGCGAUGAUUCUGUCGUUCUUGAUCAUCUUCCUGUGGUCCAGGACGGCGUAUAGCGAGUUUCAGCUGCUCAUUGGCGUUACGGCGGAUACGCAGAUGUUGCAGCAUAUCACGUAUAUUUCGAUGACACACUCCCCCGCUAUCCGCCAAAUCGACACCGUACGCGCGUACCACUCUGGCCCUCGCCUGAUCGUUGAAGUCGACAUCGUCAUGGAUCCCGAAGACACCCUGAGGGGCACGCACGACAUCGCCGAGGAGCUGCAGAUCAAGCUCGAGAGUCUGCCGGAUGUUGAGAGGGCGUACGUACAUGUGGAUUACGAGACGGAUCAUAGACCCGAGCAUUUCUUGAAGAAGGAAUUGUAG